AUGGGCGGGCUCAAGGUGCUAAGAGAUGUUUUGGACUGUGUUGGUUAUACAAAUGUUAGCAUCAUUGCUGCAGACAGCGACUGGUCCAUUGCAGCUGCCAUGCUGGAGAAUCCAUGUCUGAAUGAUGCUGUUGAGGUGAUAGGUGUCCACUACCCAGGCACCCAAACAGUGAAGGAAGCUUUGUUAACAGAGAAGAAGCUCUGGUCCUCUGAAGAUUACAGCACCUUCAAUGAUGAUAUUGGUGCCGGAUGCUGGGCUCGUAUAUUAAAACCAGAACUACGUGAACGGCAGAAUGACCUCACACACAAUCACUCUCAGUGCAUUCGACCUCCUCUACCGCACUUUGACGUCUCCCCUCAGAAUGCCACAUUUCAGCUCAUAGGUUAUUUUGCACAUCUCACUGACCUUCAAGUGUGGUAUUCAAAAUUGGAUUUUGAGACCAAAAAAGAUACACUGUUUCAGCGGAGCAGUCCUGUUAAUGUCUAUAAUGGUUCCUUCACCUUAAAACUAGAUGUUGAUGAGGUUUACACAAUCACAACAGUCAAAACUGGACAAAGAGGCUCCUACCCGGAGCCCCCCAAAUCCCGCCGAUUUCCAAAGAAUUACUCUGAUGACUUCACUGUCGAUAACCCUCCAUUCUCGGAGGCCCCGUAUUUUGCUGAUCAAACCGGUGUGUUUGAGUACUUCAGAAAUAGCACAGAUAAUGGCCCGCAUGCCUUUACCUUGCGGCAGGUGGUCCCUGAACGACCGGUCACCUGGGUUAGAGAUGCCGACCAGACCAUCAGCAUUAUAGGGGACUACAGCUGGGCAGACCUCAAUGUGUCCUGUGACGUCCUCAUUGAAACUCCCAUCACUGGGGGCGUGUUCGUGGCGGCCAGGGUUGAUCAAGGUGGAGGAUCCGUCAGAAAAGCAAAGGGUGUCUUUUAUUGGAUUUAUGCAAAUGGGACCUAUAAAGUGACCAAUGAUAUAGGUGGACAAAGAGUUCUUGCUGAAGGGCUGUCAGGAACAAGGGAAGGUGUAUGGUAUACCUUAACCCUUAGUGUCAAGGGAUAUUUGGCCACGGGGAUGCUGAAUGGCUAUCCGCUGUGGAAGAACGCUGUUGUUCUCGAGCCCAAGAAUGGCUGGGCUGCGCUAGGAACUCUCUCUUUUGAAUAUGCACAGUUUGAUCAUUUUGAAGUGAAUGCAGAAUAAUUUAUGCGUCACAUCAGUCGUGUUUACAUGAUCAUUACACACUUUCGCUGCUUUUUACAGAGAUAACAUACUCUGAUGAAGGUCUUAUUUCAUUUGUUGAUUUUUACAGAUUGAUUUUCUCUUUGAAGGUUAUAAAUGAGGAAUGUGAAGUGUUUAUCUUCUUCAAAAAGGGACAUUUUAUGCCAAUUACUGGGCUGUUUGUCAGAGUAGUGUAUGAAAGACUUACACUACCAGUUUGGACAUAUUUGAUGGUUGUCUAUGAAUUCUUGUAAUAAUAAACAGAACUAAUAACUUAAAAUGUGAUAAAAAAUUCUUAUAAUGAGCGUUUACCAUGCCAAGCACUGCUGACUUCACCUGUGUGUGAAGUGUAAUAAAUCUAUUUAUUACACUUAUACUAAAUGUUUAUGGCAUCAGACAAAAUUUAUACACUUAACCCUGUUUUACAUUUGAUAAACAUUUUAGAUGAAAAACAAGUUAUUGACAUGAAACAUACCAAGCAUGUCUUUUUUGGGUCAUUUUCCUGGCUGUUAUUAUUUA
Molecule: messenger RNA, 1728 nt
Organism: Cyprinus carpio (common carp)
Lineage: Eukaryota; Metazoa; Chordata; Actinopteri; Cypriniformes; Cyprinidae
Product: galactocerebrosidase-like
Exons: 10
Coding region: 1-1191 (396 amino acids)
Biological process (GO): galactosylceramide catabolic process
Cellular component (GO): lysosome
Molecular function (GO): galactosylceramidase activity
Source: RefSeq, a predicted model, not a curated record